AUGAACUUCAUUUUGUUUGCAUAAAGUACUGGUACCGCGGUAAGAAGCAAGAAGCCAGAUCGGUCUUAUCCAACAAGGCACACUGGAGGCCAGCCGAUAAGUCCCGUGAAAUGCCAAUUUUUGAGCGCAGAAAAAUGAGAGGAACGACGAGGCAGAGAGACAUUUUUGCGUGUGCUGGGCAAUCAAUUGGCGCAUAAAGUGAGAGUGAUUCACUUCAGCAAACCCCGGCAUUUCGGUGGCCCAUGCCCCAGCGCGGUUGUUCCUUCGCGUCCCCUGAAAUUCUUUUUUGAAACCCAUUUGAGCUCAAGCAAGACCACCAAGCCCGAGGCCAAAAGUCAGUUAGCCAACCAUUUGCUUGUCUCUCAAGCAGCCGUUAAAGCGGUGUACCACGCCAAAAUCAUGGAGACCCAGGCAACAACAACCAUAGCCGCAAUGACAAAGCGAAAGGUAGUGGAGCCUUGGAAGUGGGAGGAGGAGCAGCAAGUCCCUGGGGCGGCCAACAAGCCCGAGGCCGAUCCUGCGCAAGCAAGCACUGGCAAUGCCACACGAGCACCGCUGGCACCACCACCCCGUCUCGAUAGCGAGGAGGACAAUCGCCUCCAACCCUGGCAGAGCCUCAUGGACGAGAUCGAGCGGGAGAGCAGCCUCAGCCCCCCAGGCAGGGACUACUUUCCGUGUCAAGACGGGUUUUACGCCCACUCCCUCGCCGGUUAGGAUAGGUGAGUAACUUACCCCUUACCUGGCUGGGGCUGAUCAUCGGUUCGGGCCCUCACCGUCUGCAUGUGGCUCAUCAUAUGACAGACCACGCAUCCCUAGACGCGGCAUUUUAUUCGACGCGCUGGGAUGAGGGGGAACUGACCGGAU
Messenger RNA from Phialemonium atrogriseum, 864 nucleotides. RefSeq lists its product as uncharacterized. The record is from RefSeq and is a predicted model, not a curated record. Lineage: Eukaryota; Fungi; Ascomycota; Sordariomycetes; Cephalothecales; Cephalothecaceae. Bases 400 to 714 code for a protein of 104 amino acids. The transcript has a single exon.